UGCGUUGGGCACUUAAGCACCGAUGUUUGUUUCCAUGCGCUCACUGGCCCUGUUGAGCUUGAGUCUGACGGCGACAGCUCUUUCAGGAGACGUGCCGCUCUGGGGCCGGAACCUCAGCCUUGCCGCACCGGAGCUGGCUCAGUCCGCGGCGAUAGGCAACGGCCGCAGCUUCUUCUACCUUGGGGCGCUGCUGGCUGUGGGAGAGCCAGAAGCUUCGCGCUCCGCGAGAUUCCAGGUGUCAGAGGAGGGCUCCAUCGAGUUCCAGUGGGCCCUCGGCUUGUCUCUGGCAGAAGGGCUGCCUGCGUUGGAUCGCCCGGCCCUGGCGUACUACGUGGGCUCCGAGAAGCACGAUCCCCUGGCCACGCUCGCCUUCUCCUACUACGUCUUCAACGGCCUGACCCUCGGUAGCUCCCCCUGGUGGCGGGGCACUGAAGCGGUGCCUUCCCUGAGCCGCGAACCACAGGAAGGCGAAGUGCCACUGCCCUUAUGCCAGCUCACGCUGCGGGCACUGCAAGAUGUGGCAGAGGCAGCCGCCAUGAAUGAGGACGGCGCCUCCGAUGCGGCUAGCGACUUGAACUUCUUUGUGCAGAACGCCUCGGAAGUGCGACGACUCAAGAAGGAACAUGCUGACUGGAUCCUGGCACGCUCCCGGGAUGGCUUCAAGAGCGCCGAACUAUCGGAAGCCGCGUAUUUUAUCCACGGGGACGCCGAUUUGGAGCUCCGGCCGGACGCCCUGCGCGCCGCUGCUUUGCUGGAGAGCGCAGCGGCCUCCAGCGGCGAAGCGGCGUACCUGGCCAUGCUGCUCCAAGCGAGAGAGGGUGACGAGGAGCAGAUACUGGACAAAGCCCAGCUGGUUAUCCAGGACCCCAAGGCUCCGUCGAUGCAAAAGGCUAUGGCCCAGCACUACCUCCACCGCUUCGGAGGCGCUGCGAACGCCACGCUGGCCGGGGCCUACCUGCUGGCGGCCGCGCAGCUGGGGGAGCCAAACGCCCAGCAGACGCUUGCCCACGCCUACGCGGGCCUGGGAGUUUCGGAGCUCUCAGGCGUGCAGGUGCCGGGAGCGCCCAACACAAACCGGGCUCUGCACUUCUACUCGCUGGCGGCGAAGCAGGGGAGGCCCGUGUCUGCCGUGAAUGCCGUCGCUUUGAUGCUUCGUCAACCUGGCGAGAUGACCAGCACCAGGUGCCGAAAGGCGGCGGAGACGCUGCGAGAGGUGGCCUUGGCCUACCACCCCGACGUCCUGCAACUCUACUCCCGGGCUCGGAAAGCCGCCCUGUCGGAUGCUUCCACGCCGGACGCGCUCUUGGCCUUCACGCUGCUCUCGGAGUUGGGCGCAAAGAACGCUCACACCAAUGCUGCAGCGCUGGCCAAAGAGACGCAGAGCCUUUGCUGGAGGCCGCAGCCCGCCUGUGAGAUAGACUACCUCCGCAGGGCUGCCUGGAGCGGCUCCACGGAUGCCAUGCUGCGCCUGGCCGCGCUGCUGCAGAGGACGAAGGACCUGGAGGGCGGGUGGCGCUGGACAAAGCGGGCGGAGCAAGCUGGCAGUGCGGAGGCGAAGCUCGCCGCAGGAUAUCUGCAGGCCUACGGCGUGGGCACAGAGCAAGACCUCAGCGGCGCCUGCAGCGCCUAUUGCAGCUUCUUGCGCGAGGAGGAGCCCUUGCUGGCACGAGGCCUGGCGUUCUUCCAGGUGUUGCGCUUGAGACUCGUCUCGGGCGACGCCUGCUGCGAUCUUCCCGACGCCGGGCCCUGGGCGCCCGUUGGCGCCAUGCUGGCCAUCGUGGCAAGUACCAGUGCAGCAGCAGCUUGCCUUUCCUGAGCGAAUGCUAGCUCUGGGCUGUGAGAUGUCAGAGAUUCCGGGAGUCUCUGACAACCGGAGGGGUCCAAAUUGAGGUUCUUUGCGUCAGUUGCCA
Molecule: messenger RNA, 1910 nt
Organism: Effrenium voratum
Lineage: Eukaryota; Dinophyceae; Suessiales; Symbiodiniaceae
Source: the annotation of a GenBank genome assembly